AUGGGGAAGAAGGGAAAGACUUCUGCCGGGAAGGCGGCUGCAAAAGCCGCAAAGAAAGAAAAAGCGGAAAAGCAGGCCACCCGAAAACUCACGAAACAAGCAGCGAAGCAGAAAUCGCAGUCCAAUGCUACCUCGUCUUCGAGCCACUCGAAGAAGAACGGUAAGAAAGGCGCAGCAGUUGUAGAUGACGACGAAGAAGACCUCGAUGCUCUCUUAGCCAGAUAUCGGGAACAGUGGGAACAGGAGCAUGCUGUAGCCGAAGAAAAGGUUGGUGGCCCUCCUUCGCGCAGGGCCAAUGCAACCUUCACCCCUUGCCCACUCGGCAACGACUUGUACCUCUUUGGAGGCGAGUACUUCAACGGCGAGCGCGUCGCUUUCUACCAGGACAUGUACCGCUAUAUACCCGAUAAGAACGAGUGGCGCACGUACGCAUCCAAGAACCAGCCUGGUCCUCGAUCAGCACAUCAAGUUGCUGCCACCCCGGCACAGGGUGGUAUGCUCUGGCUGUUUGGAGGAGAAUUCUCAGGCGCGAGGCAGAACGCCUUUCACCACUAUCGCGACCUCUGGGCAUUCAGCAUAGAGUCGAAAGCAUGGGAACGCAUCGAUACCAAGCUGCGCCCCAGCGCUCGCAGUGGUCACCGUAUGACCUUCUGGAAACACUACCUUGUUCUCUUUGGUGGUUUUAUCGACACAGGUGUCAAGACCCAGUACCUCAACGACCUUUGGAUCUUUGACACGCAAAACACUUUCAAAUGGACCGAGAUCAAACAGAACGAUCUUCGUCGCCCACCACCACGCUCCGGGUUUUCCUUCCUUUCAUGUCCAGAAGGUAUCGUCUUGCACGGUGGAUACUGCAAAAAGUAUGUCAAAGGUCAACGCACGCAGGGCGUAGCCUUGGAGGACACAUGGUUGCUCAAGAUGGACGAGGACCUCACUAAGCUCGAUUGGGCCAAGCGCAGAAAAGUGGGUUAUGCACCCAACCCAGUGCGCAGCGGAUGCACCAUGGCACUUUGGCAAUCCAAGAGCAUGGGCAUUCUCUUCGGCGGUGUCACAGACACGGAGGCAGACGAGGAGACCAUGGAAAGCACCUUCCACAAGGAUCUCUACGGAUACCAGCUUCCAGGUACGGGCAGGUGGAUCAGUCUGAAUCUGAAACGUCCCAAGAAGAAAGGAGGCGCAGGCAGGAGGAAAAAGAAGCAGCAACAACAGCAACACCAACAGCAGCAGCAGCAUCACAGCAACGAUCAUGAUACGGACGACGACGAAGAGCACGACUACGCCUCGGACAAUGACGAUAGUGGCGAACAAGCAAAGGAUCUUGCAGAGUCGACGGACAGGCUUCAGAUCCAGAUUCCGACCCAACCACCGCCUCCAUCUCGAGUGCAACAAGACGAGGAAGAAGACGACCCUGACGACCCGCUCAAGACGAUUCCGCUCGAACGAUACAACGUCAUGCUUGCUGUGCAGCGCAACAUUCUGUACGUGUAUGGCGGCAUCUUUGAAGCUGGCAACCGAGAAUACACGUUGGACGAUUUCUACACUCUCGACCUGACCAAGCUGGAACGCUUCACGUGUCUCAGAGAAUGUCCCAUCGACGCGCUCGAAUGGGACGAGUCUGAAUCGGAAGAUGACUCUGACUCCGAGUCUGGCUCUGACACCGAAUCCGAAUCUGAAUCCGAAUCAGAGGGAGAAGAAGGGGACGAGAUUCCUGAAGGAUUCGAAUUCGACGAAAUCGACUCGGACGAUGAAGAAGCCAGACGCGCCAAAAUGUCGGUUGCCGAAAAGGAAGCGCUGCGCGCCAAAGCACAAGCUUUCAUGGGCGUCGCCUCCGACAGCGCUCGUACGGAGCAAGAGGUGCUCUCUACUCCUCAGCCGGGCGAGAAGCUGCGCGCCUUCUACGAACGCACCAAACAGCACUGGGCCUCGACCGCGCUCAUCGAGAGCCAAGGCAAAUUACGUGGCAAGGAAAUGCGCAAACGUGGAUUCGCGCUUGCCGACCAGCAGUACCAAGAGUACAAGCCCAUCUUGGAAGAGAUCGAAAGAAUUCGUGCCGAAGCUGGCUUGGAUGAAGCCGAGGCAGCGGUCAACAAGGUUGGCGGUAUCGGAGCCGGUAGCACCGGUGUCGAUUCGAGGAAUCGCAGGUGA
Messenger RNA from Mycosarcoma maydis (corn smut), 2145 nucleotides. RefSeq lists its product as uncharacterized. NCBI's taxonomy places the organism in Eukaryota, Fungi, Basidiomycota, Ustilaginomycetes, Ustilaginales. The coding region runs from base 1 to 2145 and encodes 714 amino acids. The record is from RefSeq and is a predicted model, not a curated record. The transcript has a single exon. Gene Ontology annotation, molecular function: protein binding.